Galleria mellonella (greater wax moth) is the source of this 774-nucleotide messenger RNA. RefSeq lists its product as uncharacterized. The transcript has 6 exons. Bases 87 to 728 code for a protein of 213 amino acids. Lineage: Eukaryota; Metazoa; Arthropoda; Insecta; Lepidoptera; Pyralidae. The record is from RefSeq and is a predicted model, not a curated record.
AAUUUUUCGAAAAUCUAGUCGGCUCAAAACAACUGUACAAAAUAUUACUUACAUUUUGUUUUCCAACAACAAAUUUAAUUAAAAAAAUGCGCCUGCAUUUAAUCGUGCUCUCCAUAUUGCUGUUCACGUGUGCGUCGUCUAAAAAUAGCGUGAAAUCUCUAACGGAGUCCAUGGGACAGGAGGUGAUCGAAAUUGGUUCUCCCAUCAAAGAACUACCAGCAGAUAUAGAAGAGGAGCCGUCAGCCGAGUUGGAUGGUGAUGAAAAGACCACCAUCACCACUCAAACAACCACCAGGAAGAUCACAGCGAAAACAACUAACCUACCAGAUACCCGAAGGAAAGACAAGGAAAUCGAUAAAAAGGACAGUUUGAAGCCUGAAGAUGAAGAGGCGAGGAUCGAGAAGGAACUAGCUGAAAUUUAUAAAGACAAUAUUGAUUACAAGGAUAGUUCGGAGUCAGUGAAGGAAAUGACAACGACAUCUGAAGAGGUUGCCUACCCGGCGCUGAGGCAACGCACGGGAAAAGACUUCAAGUUCCAACCGGACGUCACGAAUAAAGCCGCCAUAGAAAAGUUCAGAACCUCAGUUGAUGACAUCAGCUGCGGGAAACUCAACAAGCUAACAGUCACGGAGUCCACAAAUUCUGGAAGUCAGCUUCAAGUUUCAUCACUUAAAUUCGGUUUUACCUUACUUAUUGUAGCUAAUUUCAAAUCUUUUGUGAACCAUUGAACUUUUACAAAGAGAAAUGUAAAAUUUUUGUGUAAAAUAAAGUUUC